GAAAACCGAGCCAGCAAACGACCAAAACUCAAUGUUGAUGCUCGUUGUUUGACGUCGAGGGAGGGUAUGGAGUUGGCAGAGAAACAACACAAUGAAAGAGAGGCAGAGGUGCAAAAGAAGAAUGAGGCACAAGCUGCACGCGAUGCCAAAGAUGCAGAACGGCAGGAAAUCCGUCGUACAAUGGGCCCGACAACAGUUUUCACUGGGUCAUUGAAUUCAAAGCUGAAAGACGAUUUGAAAGAUAUUGCGUUUGUAUUAGGGCUUUCUCUUGAAGGAAACAAAGACGAAUUGAUUUUGUCUAUCAAGUCCCAUUUCGGCUCCCAUCCUAACCUUUCUGAAGACCCGCGAUAUCGAGGUCUGUUUGGACGAACUCGCACUACUCUCGCUGCUCCACCACAUCCUCCAGCAUCUACUUUGAAC
Lentinula edodes (shiitake mushroom) is the source of this 420-nucleotide messenger RNA. RefSeq lists its product as uncharacterized. Lineage: Eukaryota; Fungi; Basidiomycota; Agaricomycetes; Agaricales; Omphalotaceae. The record is from RefSeq and is a predicted model, not a curated record. The transcript has a single exon. The annotation marks the transcript as partial.